AUGGCAUGGGAGGAGGUACUGAGCAGUGGAUGGGUGGGUGGGUGUGUGCCUACUCGGGUGAGUAGCUGCUCCUGGAUGCAACCUGAGGCAGAGGACCAUGCAGUCUCGGCGCCUGAGUAAGCGCUCUGUGCCUAAUAUGAGUGAGGGGACUCCAUGUGAAGAUGCCCCAGGCUCUGAGAUGAGGCCAGUGGCUGUUGACAGAGGCAAAUCACACAGAGAAGGAGAACACAAGGAACAUGGGAGACCCACAUGUCAUGGAGAGAGGGAUCUGAAGUGGCCCUGUAAGGGAGUGUGCGCUAAUUCUGCAAUGGAACCUAAAGCAGGCCACUAUUGUACACCAAAUCUACAAAUGGCUGCCCAGAUGAGAAAGGACUUGGAGUCGGAAAAUUCCAGAAGGGGCUUUGAACAUGAUUCAGAAAUGAAACAAGACUACAGACGGUCAAUCUAUCUUCUUGAGGAAAAGCGCAAGGUGGUUUCAUCCAAUAUUGAUGUUCCUCAAGCUAGGAGAGAAUUUGGUGACAUUUCAUGGAUUUAUCAGCGACUUGUUCUUCAUAUGGAGAGAAAAUGUGAAGAUGAAGUAGAUAUGGAUAAAGUGACAGCUGCCAUGGUACUGACUAGCCUGUCUACAAGCCCUGUGGUCCUCAGCCCUCCUGCUCGUCUAACUGAUAAUAAUAAUGGGUCUUGGAAAGAAGUUGGGUUUAUUGCUUCGAGCACUAGCAGUAGUGACUACUGGAGUUGGGGAACACCAAGUGACUACUCCUACCCUUCCACUCCAUCACCACCGCAAUCUGUGGACAGUGUCAAACAUUUCCGAUCACCACUCCACCAAGAUGAUACUGUUGAAGACUCUGAAACAAGUGGCUUUCUUUUUGAUGAUCCUAUUCCAAGAAAAAGAAAGAACUCAAUGAAGGUGCUGUUCACAUGUCUCUGGAAGACUUGCGGCAAGGUUUUGAGCACAGCAGCUGGAAUCAAGAAACACAUCAGAACCAUUCAUCUAGGACGUAGUGGAGAAUCAGAGGAUAAUGAUGGAGAAGAGGACUUUUACUAUACAGAAGUCAAAAUGAACAUGGACCCCUUUGAUGGUGCUAGCAACAUGUCGCCCGUAUCGCCUUUGGUAUCGCCCUCUUCAAGGUCACUUUCCUCAGAUACUGGAUGUUAUGACACUUUUUGUGCCAAAGCAGAGAGUAAAAUUAACAGUUCAACUCCCAGCCCUUUCUACCUUCUGACCUCUGAACGUGGUGCUUACCAGACGUCUUCCCCAGUUAAUAUUCCAGGAUCAAAAAAGUUACAUCUUAACAUCAACAGCUUCAACGCCAGCUCAGGUUCAAGUACCUGCUGCAAUAGUGCUGAGGAUCACAGACAGUAUGAACAGACAGUUAUAUCAUCCCCAACAAGAGCAGGAAUGGGAAUGAGUGCCAGAAAACCUCGUGGUGAAAACAAAAAGUGUCGCAAAGUGUAUGGAAUGGAGAACAGGGACAAGUGGUGCACUGCCUGUCGCUGGAAGAAAGCCUGCCAGAGGUUUCUUGACUGAAUUGUGAAAUGGUACCAGACCUACGGAUAACAUUUUGACAAUGUAGGACAAUGGUUGCAAAGGCGAAAUUAAGAUGUUACACAAUGAGACUAUUUAGGACUGUUCAUCAGUUAGAAUAUAAGCCAAGUCCAUACAAUUGAAGAAGAAUAAUGUACUGUAUAACAAAUGCACUUAUUUAUGAAUUUUUUUUUGUAAAAAAAUGUUCGUUUCCUUAAAGCAAGAUUUGGACACUUUUAUAAUAAAAUAAUGUGCAAUGAAAAAGGGACCCAUAAGAACGAAACAUUUCCAGUGCCUCGUAUUGAACAUGUACGAGCCAAAUAAUGAUUUGUCUAAGCAUGUUUAAAAAACAAAUCCAAUAUUCCACAGACCAACCUGGGAUGUAA
Messenger RNA from Pelobates fuscus (common spadefoot toad), 1914 nucleotides. RefSeq names its product zinc finger protein 704 (gene ZNF704). NCBI's taxonomy places the organism in Eukaryota, Metazoa, Chordata, Amphibia, Anura, Pelobatidae. Bases 98 to 1531 code for a protein of 477 amino acids. Gene Ontology annotation, cellular component: nucleus. Gene Ontology annotation, molecular function: DNA-binding transcription factor activity; RNA polymerase II cis-regulatory region sequence-specific DNA binding. The transcript has 10 exons. Gene Ontology annotation, biological process: regulation of transcription by RNA polymerase II. The record is from RefSeq and is a predicted model, not a curated record.